Molecule: messenger RNA, 7320 nt
Organism: Acipenser ruthenus (sterlet)
Lineage: Eukaryota; Metazoa; Chordata; Actinopteri; Acipenseriformes; Acipenseridae
Product: inactive histone-lysine N-methyltransferase 2E
Exons: 26
Coding region: 317-5884 (1855 amino acids)
Molecular function (GO): protein binding
Source: RefSeq, a predicted model, not a curated record
UAAUUGGCUUUUCAUUAGUCAUUCUUUGUGUUUGGAUAUAUACAGUAUUUUGAUAAUCCUUAAAGGGAGAAAUACAUUUGUGUAGAUAUUUGAUUCCCCCCCCAUGGCCCAACAACCUAUUUUUUAGUAUCUUGAAAGUGUGGGAUAGGAACUUGAAGUUCUCUUCCUUCCUGUACUCUGUCUCCCUCUCUCCCUCUCUCUCUCUCUCUCUGCCAUUACACUGAUGCCUCUGCUGGCACUGCUCCAAACCCCAUUGUGGGAGAGAGAGGGAGAGUGAUGCAAUCCCUGCCAACACAGGCGCACUGAGCAAGGGGGAAUGAGAAAAACAAGGGGAGGAGUCGAGCACAGUGCAGAUCACAUGCCUGCGCUGGCAGGUCCGCAGGGUGUGUGUGUGCGCCUCUCUUGCAGGCUGCCUCACUCUCGCGCUGCAGUAGCACGCUCUGCAAGAGGAAGUAGAGAGACAGCUUCACUAGAGCACAGCUCCAGCCCUUUUGAAACGCGAGCGAGGACAGAACCGUGUGCUGCCGGAGAGUCUGCCAGACCUGAAUCCGUAGAAGCUAGCUCAGUGGUAGUUGAGAAGUCCAACAGUUAUCCACACCAGAUCUACACCAGCAGUUCUCACCACUCUCACAGCUAUAUCGGUCUGCCAUACGCGGACCACAACUAUGGUGCUCGCCCCCCACCGACGCCCCCCGCCUCGCCCCUGCCGGCGGUCCUGAUCAGUAAGAACGACGUGAGCCUCUUCUCCAGCGCGGCACACUUCGAUGAGACCUCCAGUGCCACCACCAUCAGCACCUCUGAGGACAGCAGCUACGGGACCGACGUCACCCGCUGCAUCUGCGGCUUCACACACGACGAUGGAUACAUGAUCUGCUGUGACAAGUGCAGUGUCUGGCAGCACAUAGACUGCAUGGGGAUCGACAGGCAACACAUUCCCGACACCUACCUGUGUGAGCGCUGUCAGCCCAGGAACUUGGACCGAGACAGGGCCAUUCUUCUGCAGACAAGAAAAAGGGAAAAUAUGUCAGAUGGCGACACGAGUGCGACUGAGAGCGGGGACGAAGUGCCCAUGGAGCUGUACACUGCCUUCCAGCACACGCCCACCACCAUCACCCUGACCGCAGCCCGUGUUAGUAAGGGCAGCGACAAGAAACGCAAGAAGAGCGGCGACAAGGAGCAGAAUGCAGCCAAGAACAAGAAGGCCUUCCGGGAAGGAUCUCGCAAAUCUUCCAGAGUCAAGGGCUCUGCCCCGGAGGUGGACCCCGCUGACCCCCCGAACUGCAUGUGGGAGAACAAGAUCAAGGCGUGGAUGGACCGCUACGAGGAGGCCAGCAGCAACCAGUACAGCGAGGACGUGCAGAGCCUGCUGGCCCUGGGGCUGGGGGAGACUGGAGAUGGCAGCAAAGCCCACUUCAACACCAGCAACAACACCGGCUUCAAGCCCCCAGUCGAGAGUCAGGUGCAGAAGAACAAGAAGAUCCUGAAGGCUGCCAAAGACCUCCCCCCCGACACCCUGAUCAUUGAGUACCGGGGGAAGUUCAUGCUGCGCCAGCAGUUCGAGGCCAAUGGUUACUUCUUCAAUAGGCCGUACCCCUUCGUCCUGUUCUAUUCCAAGUUCCAUGGGCUGGAGAUGUGUGUGGAUGCCAGGACCUUCGGGAAUGAAGCCAGAUUCAUCCGACGCUCCUGCAUUCCCAACGCUGAGGUGCGUCACGUGAUGGAAGAAGGAAUGCUCCACCUGUACAUCUACUCCAUCCGAAGCAUUCCAAAGGGAUCCGAGAUCUCCAUCGGCUUCGACUUUGACUACAGCAGCUGUAAAUACAAGGUGGACUGCGCGUGCCUGAAGGGGAACCCCGAGUGCCCGAUCCUGAAGCACAACACGGAGCCCACAGAGAACCUGAACAGCGGCUACGAGACGCGCCGACGCAAAGGCAAGAAGGAGAAGGACGGGCAGAACCAGGACGGGUCUCCGGACAGAGAGGGGCCGGCCGGGAAGACCAAGACAGCGCCGGACAACAUCAAGCAGAGGAAGCUGUCCCCCCUGCGGCUCUCCAUCUCCAACAACCAGGAGCCAGAUACUAUUGACGAUAUAGAAGAAAAAACUCCUGUUAGCAGUGAAGUAGACAUGGAGUCAGAGGAACAGCUUGCAGAGAGGAGGAGGAAGAUGGAUAGCCCAGCUGAGAUGUCCCAUCUUGAUUCCACAGGGGGCUCCAGCUGGAUGGGACUGAGGCACAAGGAGACCAGGGAAGAGCGCAAGAUGGAGGCGAUCCUGCAGGCGUUUGCGCGUCUGGAGAAGCGAGAGAAGCGCCGGGAGCAGGCGCUGGAGAGGAUCGGCACCACCAAGCCGGACAUCAAGGAGGAGCCCCCCACGCCCGAGCUGGACACCCCGCUGCAGCAGGAGCCUGUGAAGGAGGAGCCGGCCAGCAAACCCACUCCGGCGAAGGUGAGCCGGAACAAGCAGCGCAAGAGCUUCUCACGGAGCCGCACACACAUUGGGCAGCAACGCCGGCGCCACCGCACCAUCAGCACCUGCUCGGACCUGGCGCCCGGCUCGCCCGGCGAGGGGGGGGACACCCCUGCGGAGCAGAGAGAGGCUGACCCCUCCACACCCCUCCCCGAGACCGAGGCAGAGCCGGGGGGCCAGCCCGAGAGCAUCGCCCCUGAAGCCUGCCCCGCGCCCAGCAAGACUGCCCCCAAGUACCCCAAAACUAAAAAGCACUUAGUGAGCGAGUGGCUGAGUGAUAAGCAGGAAAAGAGCGAGCGGGCCCCCAGGACCCCCGAGCUGCCCCCGGAGAGGCCCCUGCGCAUCACCACAGACCCAGAGGUUCUGGCCACCCAGCUCAACUCCCUGCCCGGCCUGGCCUACAGUCCCCACGUCUACAGCACUCCCAAGCACUAUAUCCGCUUCACCUCCCCCUUUCUGGCGGAGCGCAGCAGCACCGGCAGCAGCAGCCGGCGCAGGAGAGAGCUACCCGACCCCAUCGCCACCUCCACUGGCUCCUGCAAGAAGCGCUGGCUGAAGCAGGCACUGGAGGAGGAGAACUGUCCGGCUGCAGUCAGCAUGUUCAGCGCCCUGCUGUCCAGCGAGGGGCCUCUGAGCCCAGCCAUCAACGGGGACACAGACAGCCCCCUGUCCAUCAACGGGGGCUGCAACCUAGCAGAGCUGCCGACCCCCCUGAAGAAGCGGAGGCUUUGCCCCCUGGACACGGCUCUGUCAGACAGCUCCACGCCCAGCGCCUCCCCCUACGCCACACCCACACACACGGACAGCGUGGACCCCGCCCUGUUCACCACACCGCCGCGCGCCAAGCCCGAGGACGAGACGGGCCGCAGCGGCUACAAGCCGGUGUACUCCCCCGUCACCCCGUCCACGCCCUGCCAGCACUCUGCCAGCACCAGCUUCACCCCGUCCAUGCCCUGCCAGCACUCUGCCAGCACCAGCUUCCAGAAUGUUUCGUCCCCGGACAGCUCUCCUGAAGUGAAACGGAGAAUGAGCCUGCAAGAGAGACUGGAGAGACCGCCCUCACUGCUGUGUUUGCCCCCUGUCCGGAGCUCCAGCCUGCCAGAGUCGGCUCUGCUGGAGAUAAAGACUAGCGGCACUCUGAGCCCCCGCCCCGGCAGGACUGAAUGCAGCCAGGCGGGCGUCGUGGCCCCAGAAACAAUAGACUCUGGUGGGGGAGCAGGAACAGGAGGAGGAGGAGAGGGGACAGUGGAGCUCUUAGCAGUGUCAGAGAGCAGUGAACCUCCUCACACGGACUCCCCAGCCCCUGUCCCUGCCCCGGUCUCCGAGCGCUGUGACCCAGCGGCCCAGGGAGAGGCACUGUUCACUGCCAGGGGGGGCGCCGUCUGGAUGAAGAGUCCUGAGAGGAGCAGCCUCACCUUCUCCCCUGUCAACUCCAACCUGCGGGACCUGACCCCCUCGCACACCCUGGAGCUGGGAGGCGGCUUCCGCGUGAGCGAGCUCGCCGGCGCCCCCUACAGUGAGGGAGCCCUGUACUACCCCUGCACGGAGGAGGGGGCCUACACGCGAGCCCUGGGGGGAGAGGGUCUGGCCGACGGGGGCGGCACGCCACACAACCCCCCCCAGAAGAAGAAGGUGUCUCUGCUGGAGUAUCGCAAGCGGCAGCGGGAGGCACGCGGGAGCGGCUCCAAGCAGGAGAGCUUCUCCCCCAUGUGCAUGUCUCCGCGAUCCACAGCGCCUCCUCUGGCUGGAUUCUGCAGCAACAGCAAUGUGGUGGAAGUCUGUGUCGCUGCAGAGAUGCAACCUGAGGCCCCGCCUCCUGACACACCCCCAGCCCCCGAGACCCAGAACCCCUCCGACAGCAAGGAGCCCCCCCAGGAGGAGACGGAGGGGAGAGAGGGACAGUGGACGUCCUCUACAUCGGUGGAGCAGGCGAGGGAGAGGAGCUACCAGCGAGCACUGCUGCUGAGCGACCACCGGAAAGACAAGGACGGAGGGGCCGAGUCGCCUCCUCCCAGCCCUGCCUCCUCUCCAUGGCCUCAGUUUCAUGUGCAGACUCCACCUUCAUCUCAUUCCAAACCUGUCUCGCGCCUGCAGCUCAAGAUGCCAGCGCUGUGCCCCAGCGAGGCCUCGGCAGAUGGUCCCGAGUGGGAGGGCCCUGAGCCGACGGGGGCGCUAGUGAAGGAGUGUGCGUCUCCCAGCAGCACACAGAGAUCCUGCAAGAGCCCCCCAGCGCACUGCAAGCCCUCUUCUCCAGCCCAGUCUGCUCCUCACCAGCUGGCCGGGAAGGUGCCAGUGAAGCUGGAUCCGCAGCCCGAGGGGGGCCCAGAGAGCGUCGGCAGCAACAGCCAGCCCAAACCCCCUCCCCGCUCCCCCUCCUCCACCCAGCCCCCCUGCAAAACCAGCCAGCACUGGGAGCAGAAAGCCACCCCGCUCACCCCCUCCAAACUGCACUGCCCUCCUGGGCCCGUCUCCUCCUCCCCUCUCAGUGAGCGCACCCCCAAACCCUCCACCCCCCUGCAGGCAUCCCACCCCGGCCCCUCGCUGCUGCUAUCCCCACUGGGCUCCCCCUUCAGGGGGCAGAGAGCCAUCCUCCAGCACGGUGCUGCCCCAGCACAGCAGCAGCAGGGCAGUCCUGCCCUGUUCAGCCAGUAUAACCAGCAGGGAGUCCCCCCGCCCCCUCCGCCGCCCCCUCCUGCCCCUGCCAGCACUGCAUACUUCCCAGCGCAGGCCCCUCCCGCCGCGGGCAGCUUCCCCGGGUACAGCGGGCAGCUCAAGCAGGUGAGCGCCUUCCCUGCUGGCCCCGGCCAGCCUCUCCUGCAACAGGGGGCACCACAGCCCUCCGCCCUGCUGCCCCCCGGCAUCCACCACCUGCAACACGCCCCGCACACACCGCACCCACAUCUCCUGCAGUCAGGGCCACCCGGGCACUACCUCCCAGCCCAGGGGCCUGCCACUUCCACCGCCCCCCCUCCUCCACCCCCCCCUCCCCCUCCCCCCAACCCUCACCUGCAGCCACAGAGCACCCCGCAGCUCCUGCACGUCACCCUGCCGGCCCCCUCCCCCUCCUCUGCUCACCACCACCCCCCUUCCCCCGCCCCCUCGCUGCACCCCUCCCCCCCACUGCUCCUCCAACAGCACGUCCUGAGCUCCGUGCCCCCUCCCCCUCCGCCUCCCCCUCCCCCCUCCAUCACACACCACUAUCAGACUGUGGCUAGUUUCCCCGUCCACGGGCCCACGCUGAUCCACACCCCGCUGCUCCCCACACAAGGACCAAACCCCAGCUCUGCUGCAGGGUACCAGACACACCAGCAGGGGGUGCCCCCGCCUCCCCCUCCACCACAGCAGCAGCAGCAGCUGGUUGCCGUGCCCCGCACUGCCGGCACCUUCCAGCCCAGCAGCUACCUGGGCUCUGGCUGGCAUUGAGCAACGCAGGAGGAACGCUCAGCAGGAAGAAUUUUAAAUAUCAUGUAAAAUAAGCUGUAAAUAUUUUAUAUGUACCCGGGAAGGUACUUUUUAAAAGACUUUGUAUAAAAAAAACAAGUGAACCCCCGAGCUCAUUAUUUCUCUCCCUCUCCCUUCCUUCGUUAUUUUUGUUCACUCUCUCUCGCUCGUCUCUGUCUGUCUGUCCUGCAGUAUUAGAAACUCGGCACCUCUCUGACAUUCCAGUUUCGUUUCUAUCUUUUUCUUUUCUUUGUUAUCGCUCUGUGUUUCAGAUUUAAUUGUUUAGUGAAUCUCUUUUUCUACUCCUGUAUGUAAUUAAAUCUGUACACAGCGAAACGUGAGUGCAGCUGAUCUUCAUUCUCUCCCCUGCCCCAGACUCAGUGCUCUUGUGUGUGUGAGCGUGUGUGUGUGUGUGUGUGUGUGCGCAAGCAAGCAAGCUGUGCGAGUCUGUGUGUGUGCGCGAGCGUCUGUGUGUGUGUGCGCGAGCAAGCUGUGUGAGUCUGUGUGUGUGCGCGAGUGAGUGUGUGUGUGCGCAAGCAAGCAAGCUGUGCGAGUCUGUGUGUGUGCGCGAGCAAGCUGUGUGAGUGUGUGUGUGCGCGAGCAAGCUGUGUGAGUCUGUGUGUGUGUGUGCGCGAGUGAGUGUGUGUGUGCGCAAGCAAGCAAGCUGUGCAAGUCUGUGUGUGCGCGAGCGUGUGUGUGCGCGAGCAAGCUGUAUGAGUGUGUGUGUGCGUGAGCAAGCUGUGUGAGUCUGUGUGUGUGUGUGUGUGCGCAAGCAAGCAAGCUGUGCAAGUCUGUGUGCGCGAGCAUGUGUGUGCGCGAGCAAGCUGUAUGAGUGUGUGUGUGCGCGAGCAAGCUGUGUGAGUCUGUGUGUGUGUGCGCGAGUGAGUGUGUGUGUGCGCAAGCAAGCAAGCUGUGCAAGUCUGUGUGUGCGCGAGCGACUGUGUGUGUGUGUUCGCGAGCGAGCAUGUGUGUGUGUGUGCGCGCGAGCGAGCGUGUGUCUGCGUGCGCGCAUGCGUGUGUGUGCACGCUAGACUGGGAUUAAGAGUGGAUACCUCACAUCUCUAGGCGUGAUGUUGCAGGUUAUUUUUGGAUUUUAAUGGUUAUUUGUAGAAAUGUAAUUUAAUGUAUAGAUUUGUUUCUUACAUCUUUCCACAGAAAAUUGUGUAAAUAAUGCUUUUCUUAUAUAUUUUUUCUUUUUAAUGCUUGUAAAAUUGCUUCCGUCCAUUCCUUUUUGGAAUACUGUAAAUAUAAAAAGCUCUCUUUGCAAAGCUGUAUGUUCUCUUUGAAAGUAGUGGGAGAGUCUUUACAUUUGAAUUUUUUUUUUUUUUUUUUUUAAGAGAGAUACUGUCCCCCGCAGCGCUGGUUGGUUAUUUUCAUGAUUCAUGAUAAUAAAUCACAGUAAUGUCAGUUUUAUACCA